Juglans microcarpa x Juglans regia is the source of this 608-nucleotide messenger RNA. Its product is annotated as putative glycine-rich cell wall structural protein 1. The record is from RefSeq and is a predicted model, not a curated record. NCBI's taxonomy places the organism in Eukaryota, Viridiplantae, Streptophyta, Magnoliopsida, Fagales, Juglandaceae. The transcript has a single exon. The coding region runs from base 114 to 590 and encodes 158 amino acids.
CUAAUUAAACACAUUAGCACGAAUAACUAACUUUUAGAAUACACUAUAUUUUCCCGGUGUUCCAAACCUCGAUUGAUAUACUGUUGGCUCUUUGGGCAAGUUGGCCUCAAAUCAUGGGCAGUUUGAAGUGCUUUGCUCUUGUUGCUUUACUCAUUUCAACCUUAGUAAUGGUGUCUGAAAGUCGAGUGGCAAGAAAGGACCUGGGCUUGGACCUUGGUGGCGGUGGAAUUGGUCUUGGUACAGGGGUAGGCAUUGGACUCGGAGGUGGAAGUGGUGCAGGCUCGGGCUCAGGCUCAGGCUCUGGUUCUGGGUCGGGCUCAGGGUCAGGUUCAGCCUCUUCCUCGGGAUCAAGUUCUGGGUCAGGCUCUUCUGGCGCUGGGUCCGAAGCAGGCUCAUAUGCUGGAUCUUACGCUGGGUCAAGAGCCGGAUCAAGACCAAGACCAGGAGGCAAUAAAGGUUCAGGCUCUGGUUCUGGACAUGGUGAAGGUUAUGGCGAGGGUUCUGGCAGAGGAAGUGGUUCCGGUGAAGGUUCUGGUUCUGGUGAAGGUCAUGGUUAUGGCUCAGGAUCUGGGAGCGGAAACGGAAAAUAAAGUCGUCCCCUAUCUUAA